Messenger RNA from Magallana angulata, 1672 nucleotides. RefSeq names its product peptidyl-glycine alpha-amidating monooxygenase A-like. Gene Ontology annotation, biological process: peptide metabolic process. Bases 116 to 1234 code for a protein of 372 amino acids. NCBI's taxonomy places the organism in Eukaryota, Metazoa, Mollusca, Bivalvia, Ostreida, Ostreidae. The record is from RefSeq and is a predicted model, not a curated record. Gene Ontology annotation, cellular component: membrane; extracellular region. Gene Ontology annotation, molecular function: catalytic activity; protein binding. The transcript is spliced from 10 exons.
AUUAAUUAUCCUUCCAUUUUGUGUAAGACGCAUUCCCCAUGGUGACAAAACAGAAAAACCGAAGGAUAUGUGAAUCUCGCAGUGACGUAAAUACAACCAGACGAUAAGAACCAUCAUGGCCGCGGCCAUUGUUACAUGUUUGGCUGUGGCCAAUAUUUUCGUUACGUUCGCUUAUGGACGAUCAGCAAAUUAUGGGAAAAUUUCAAUCGCUGAUCUACCUCGACUAUUUGAUGAUGCAGCUUUAUUCGAUGAGGUUUACGAUCAGAGAAGUGUUAAUUCGGCACCGGAAAUGGUUCCACACUGGCCCGGAAGUGACGUCAAAGUUGGUCAAGUAGGUGGCGUUGCAGUUGACACCAACAACGAAGUUGUUAUAUUUCACAGAGGAAGCAGAAAAUGGGAAUACAAUUCGUUCGAUGAAAACAACAGAUUUAUCGAUCCUACUGGAGCGAUCAAGGAAAACACCUUGGUGAGGGUGGACCCAGCCACUGGGCACGGGAUAGAGAGUUUCGGAGCAGGGAGAUUCUACAUGCCGCAUGGGCUGACCAUAGACAAACAAGGAAACCUGUGGGUCACAGAUGUGGGAUUGCAUCAGGUCAUGAAAAUUCCAAAAGGUUCUCACGAGCCAACCCUUACAUUGGGUGUUCAUCUUACGCCAGGAAGUGACGACAAACAUUUCUGUAAGCCGACAGAUGUCGCUGUCGCUUCUAAUGGAGACUUUUUCGUCUCAGAUGGGUAUUGUAAUGGCAGAAUUAUGAAGUUUAAUAAAGAUGGAAAACUUCUACAUCAGUGGGGCAGAAUGUUCGAAGGACCAGUUGAGGCGGCAGGGAACGCUGAUUUCUUCAUCCCCCACAGUCUGACCCUCAUCGAGUCACGUGAUACGAUCUGUGUGGCGGACAGAGAACACGGAAGGAUCCAGUGUUUCUGUGCUGGUCUGAAGAACGCCAACGAAACGGGUCUGUUCGUGUCCAGUAUUAACAAGAGGGAGUUUGGCAAAGUGUUCGCCAUCUCUUACGAUCCAAACUUGGAUGUGAUUUACGCUGUAAACGGACAGACAUACUCGGUUUCCGAAGUGCUGGGAUUCACGGUAGAACUCUCGGGCAACAUCGUAGAGAAGUGGUCCCCAGAUGGAUUGGGAUUCGGGAUGCCCCAUGACGUGGCAGUGUCCCCCGAUGGCGCCAGUAUUUAUGUGGGGGAGAUCCGACCUGACAGAGUGACUAAAUUCAGAAGAGUCUGAGGGAUAAUAUCAGUCUAAAGGAGUCAAUGUCAAACUUAUGUGUUCUGUGUUGUUUUGUACAUCACUCAUCGAACUAGUCGGGAAUAGGGGUGGGGGUAGCUAAAAGCAAAUUGGGGUUAAAAUUUAGUCUGAUAAUUACAGGCGCACGUACCAUGUUGAUGUCACACAUAUAGCACAUAAUAUAUAUUUUAAUAAGAUAUUUGGGAAAAAUAAUUAACGACUGUAUACUAGUAAAAAACGUAUGUCUUAUCAUCUUGGGAUAAAACUGUGAUAUACAUGUAUAUGACUACAUUCUAUUAUAAUGUUAUCACUGUUAUAAAGAAUGUUUCACAGUAAGUUAUGGGAAGUUACAUGAAGCCAUGGUCUUCUGAAAUUAUCUAUAUUUUUUCCUCGUGUUUUAAAGAACGAUUUUCAAUAAAUGCAUUGUUUUGUUGUGUA